GCAGUUGGGGUUAACUGCUGCAAUCUCCACCUCCCAUCCAGUGUCGAAAACCUAUGUCGUCAACGUGUACCUCCCCAGAGGACAGCCGAGGCACUGGAGGCGGCCUCACUUGCCGUCGACCGAUUAACUCUACGCGAGCUGCCGAAAACACCCGUCCAUCGACGCCAAUGUCACCUAUAUGGACGAGGAUCUCGCGAUCUCCGCGCGCAAUGAAACCAUCACCGUGGUCGGGACGGACGCGGGCGCGCAGAGGAAUGACAAAGUAGAAAGCCGCCCGACACCAUCAGCGAGUCACCAUCAGUCACGGCGCAUAGUGAUUCACAGCCUACAGGCGCCCGUGCGAAGUCGACAUAGCCCAUCACACUCCGUUGCUCAGACAUCCGCACACGACUCGCAGUCUCAGACUCGCCUCGCUCUUGCAUCGUCUUUUCGCGCACUCACCCACCUCGCACACAACCAUCGCAAUGGCUGGCCAGUCCAACGGUACCAAGGGCUCGGGCUCGAGCUCUGGCUCGUCCGCAGUCAAGGGCGGCGCGUCGUCGACAGGCGCCGUGUUCUUCUAAGCACACAGGCCCCUCCGACGCGCCCUCCCCUUCCACACGUCCAACAUACAAUACACUCGCCACCUAUUCUUCCAGGACGCGCCUCGCCGCCACCGCCACCGCCUUCUAUUUAUCACGGACGGCCGCGAUGCGCGUAUACGCUAUCGUCGCCUAAUCUCCCAAGAUGCCCUCGAGGGGCAGAGCCGACGAAGACGCGCCGGGAAGGGGGAGAAGCAGGACAGGGCGCGCCGCGGCUUCGGCAGGAUACUCAUCAUCGUUCCCCAUCACCCAUCGACACAUCGCAUCUUCUACGCACCCGCUGACUAUGUAUCUAUUCGAAGGAUCGCCCAUCAUGCACUUCCUAUGUAUCGUCCACCUGUAGCACGUUCCCCACUAUCCUCAACUUCGCUCUGUUCUCCUUACCUUACCUUGAUAAGCGGCCUUAUACUACGCCCG
Messenger RNA from Schizophyllum commune H4-8, 998 nucleotides. RefSeq lists its product as uncharacterized. The transcript is spliced from 3 exons. The record is from RefSeq and is a predicted model, not a curated record. NCBI's taxonomy places the organism in Eukaryota, Fungi, Basidiomycota, Agaricomycetes, Agaricales, Schizophyllaceae. Bases 179 to 865 code for a protein of 228 amino acids.